Messenger RNA from Agrilus planipennis (emerald ash borer), 928 nucleotides. RefSeq names its product transcription factor BTF3 homolog 4. Gene Ontology annotation, cellular component: cytosol; nascent polypeptide-associated complex. The record is from RefSeq and is a predicted model, not a curated record. The transcript has a single exon. Lineage: Eukaryota; Metazoa; Arthropoda; Insecta; Coleoptera; Buprestidae. The coding region runs from base 162 to 665 and encodes 167 amino acids.
AAACAGCACCAUUUUCUCUUUGUGGUGGGCCGGUAACUGAUUACACGUGCCCAUGAAGAAGUUCUCUUAAAACAAAGAAAAUAAAUAAAGACCGAAUUGAAGUGUUUUAGUGGUGGAAGUAUUUUUGUUGUCUCGAUUUUAAAAACCAAUUGUUAUCAAAAAUGAAUCCAGAAAAAUUGAAGAAAAGAGAACCCCAAGUUCGCAUUGGUGGUAAAGGCACCCCCAGACGUAAAAAGAAGGUUGUCCACUCUACUCAAGCAACUGAUGAUAAAAAACUUCAAUCUUCAUUGAAAAAACUCUCUGUUAACACGAUACCAGGCAUCGAAGAGGUUAAUAUGAUUAAAGAUGAUGGUACAGUAAUACACUUUAAUAAUCCAAAAGCACAAGCUUCCUUAACCGCAAAUACAUUUGCAAUCACGGGUCAUGGUGAAAAUAAACAAAUAACGGAAAUGCUCCCAGGAAUUUUAAGUCAGCUUGGCCCUGAAGGAUUAAAUCAACUUAAAAGACUGGCCAGUACGGUAGCUAGUGCAGGUGUUGGAAAAAUAGUCCAAGAAGAUGAAGAGGACGUGCCAGAUUUAGUAGAAAACUUUGAUGAAGCUUCCAAAGAGGAGGUUGGCAAAAAGAAGGAAGAGGAUAAACCCAAGGAUAAAGAGAAAGAAAACUGAGCGACUAACAGAUACCAGUUGGAUGCUGUUGCUUGCUCUUGUAAUCUGUAAUUGUAAGUGUUUUUCAAGACGCAUUGCCAAUAAAACUGUAAUGUGUAUCUUAAUAUCUAGUUUUCUGUCAUGCCCUGUAUAGGAUGUUUUCUAAGAAAUAUUAGACCAAAACAAAUUCAUUUUAUUGUAUGACAAGAAAAUUAAUAUCUAAUCUAAUUGCAAAGGAUGUACUUUUGUUUUGGUUUGUUGAAUAAAACGUUAAUCACAUAGUU